This is a messenger RNA of Calidris pugnax (ruff), 1386 nucleotides long. It is a transcript of the gene CLDN25, whose product is annotated as claudin 25. Lineage: Eukaryota; Metazoa; Chordata; Aves; Charadriiformes; Scolopacidae. The transcript has a single exon. The annotation marks the transcript as partial. Gene Ontology annotation, molecular function: structural molecule activity. The record is from RefSeq and is a predicted model, not a curated record. Gene Ontology annotation, cellular component: bicellular tight junction; plasma membrane. Gene Ontology annotation, biological process: cell adhesion; bicellular tight junction assembly.
CCCCCGGUGCCAGGAGGGGUCAGUGAUUCCCCGGGUCCCCCCGUCGAUGAGGAGGGCGGCAGAUGAAGGAGAGAUUAGUGGCUAAUCCCCCCGGGAAGAUGAAUCUCAAGCUGGACCCUGCGGAGGGGACGCCGGGGAGGGGACACUGGGAAGGUGGACCCCACGGAGGAGAUGCUGAGGAGGGGACCCCAUGGAGGGGACUCGGGGACAGGCGUGGGGACAAAGUUGGGAUGUUCCCGCCGUGGGGCUCAUCCUUCCUCCCCGUCUCCAUCUUCUCCAGGAGGAGGAGAACGGCUGCUCCCGGGGAAGAGCUUUCCCAUGUCCAGCACCAAGAGCGGUGUCCCCGGCGAGACGCCGGUGGGAUCGGGGCGGUGGGUGCCCCAAGGACCCAAGGGACACCCCCUUUCCCCGUCCCCAUCCCCAAGGUCCCCUCACCCCUUGAUGUAAUGACCCAAAGGGGUCAUUAAGGCUCAGGCCCUGCCAAGAAGAGCCCGGUGCCGUCUCUCUGCAUCCCACCCGGGGUCCCCUCCGUGCCAGCACUGGCUCCGGCCCUGCCAAGGCUCCGGCGGCGCCGGGAGGAUUGAAAUGCCUGGGCUGAGCCCGGCCGCGGUGGGGGGGACGCCCCCGGCUGCUCCUGCCCGGCUUUUCGGGUGGAAAAACCAACACGGGCUGGGGCGGGCGGUGGCCACACCCCGGCGCGGGAGGAAGAGGCUCGGAUCCGUGGCCCCGGGCGCAGACGUGGCCGGCGGAGGGUGGACGCCACGUCCAUGAGCGCGGGGGGCCCAGCAGGGCCCAGGGGGCGACCCUAAGAUGGCCGGGGGCUGGCGGGCGGCGGCGCAGGCCGGGGGGAUGCUGCUGGCCCUGCUGGGCUGGGUCUGCUCCUGCGUCACCACCGUGGUGCCCCUCUGGAAGAGCCUGAACCUGGAGCUGAACGAGCUGGAGGUGUGGAGCAUGGGGCUGUGGCAGGUCUGCGUGGGGCAGGAGGAGGGGGUGCUGGAGUGCCGCCCUCACGGCUCCUUCCUGGCGCUGCCCCCCGACCUGCGCGUCUCCCGCCUGCUGAUGUGCCUCUCCAACGCCCUGGGGCUGCUGGGCUGCCUGCUGGCUGCCCCGGGGCUGCCGGCAUGGACCCCCUGCAGCCACCCCCCCGCUGCCAAGCGCCGGCUGCUGCUGGCCGGGGGGGCGGCCCUGGGGGCGGCGGCGGUGGCCACCCUGGCGCCCGUCUCCUGGGUGGCCUACAACACCGUCCUCGACUUCUGGGACGACAGCGUCCCCGACAUCGUGCCCCGCUGGGAGUUCGGGGAGGCUACCUUCCUGGGCUGGUUCGCCGGAGCCUUCCUCGCCGCCGGCGGGCUCCUCCUCGCCUGCAGCGCCCGCCCCGACGGGACC